Molecule: messenger RNA, 756 nt
Organism: Seminavis robusta
Lineage: Eukaryota; Bacillariophyta; Bacillariophyceae; Naviculales; Naviculaceae
Source: the annotation of a GenBank genome assembly
AUGACAACAACAACAGAAGAGGAUUCACUGGUCAAGGCUCUUUACCUGGAGAUUAUCCGAAAGGAUGAGUAUUUGCUUUGGAAGCAGGACCCAACCUACGUUGGAGAAGAACUGGCAAAGCAGCGCAGCAUCGGUGACAAGCCUGGUUCAAUCCCUGGAGUGUUUCGGCACCGAGUCGACAUUUCUCAUCUCAACCAAAACUUGGCUGCGUGGCAGGCCCGCCUUUCUUCAUUCAGUGAUCCCUUCUACUCUUAUGCUAAUGUCAGCAGCAUGACUCGGGCUGAAGCAAAUGCGUCUAAGGGUACGUUUGAGUACAUAUUGGAUGACCUAACAUGGGGGUGUCAGUACUCAGUCAAAAUCCGAGAGACAGCAAGUGGCAAUACACAGAAGACCUUGGUCAUUCACCUCCCAAACGACGGCUACUUCUAUCUCAAUGGGACCAAGAUGGAGGAAUUCUUGGGGAAAGUGAAAAAAGCCGGCGUUCCCAACAGCCGCCACCGAAACACCUGCCACAAGGGGUGGGCGCAACUGGAAAAAACUGUUUUGGAUAAGCUCUUCCCGUUCCAGGCAUUCAUGGUUGCUUGGUUUGGGGGGAACCAUGCACCCCAGCGGAUGGAGAAGAUGGUUAUGCACCAUUCAGAUGCCAACCGUGUUGACAUCUGCAUGCGCCACAUGGAUCAUUUCAUUGACAUAGAAUUCUCAUUUGAGCACAGCUACCCCUUUGCGCUCGACGAUGGCUGGUGGGAGAACUUCUAA